UUAACCUGCUCCCUGACGUAACUUUCGCAUUCAUCCGUUUAUUAAUUUAUUUAUGUAAUAAGUUUUGUGUUUGUGUUUUCCACACGGACGCCUUGUGUUACGACAUGACCGCGGUGGCGGCGGCGCGCGCUCAGUCACCAGGGGGCAUUCACAUACAUGCAUACGUCUCACAUCAAUAAUAAUAAUAAUGCAUUUCAGGAAAGCUCGCCGCGAAAAGGCUCGAUCUUUGCUUCCACAGCUCCCCGUGAACGCAAACGCGACCGUGGCGUGAUGGAGAUGUGCGUGUAGGUUCAUGUGUCCGGCGGGACUGCCCCUGGCUUUUUUUUCCUGGGGAAGAUCAUACUGGAUCAUAUUGUUUGCAGGACGUUGUUCCUCCUGCAGCCCCCCAAGUCUAUCCCGACGUAGUUGUGAAUUGAACAUGGCGACUGUACCAGUGUAUUGCAUCUGCAGAUUACCUUACGACGUGACCCAGUUUAUGAUCGAGUGCGAUGCUUGCAAGGACUGGUUCCACGGCAGCUGCGUUGAAGUGGAUGAAGAUGACGCACCAGAUAUCGACAUAUAUCACUGUCCAAACUGUGAGAAGACCCAUGGCAAAUCCACAUUGAAAAAGAAAAAGAAUUGGAGCAAACAUGACACAGGGCAGAGCACAGAUAUCAAGGCUGUUCAAAAUGGCAGUCAGGUUUUCAUCAAGGAGCUUCGCAGUCGCACAUUCCCAAGUGCUGAUGACGUGGUGGUGAAACUGAGCGGCGGUCAACUCAACAUGCAUUACCUGGAGGACAACGGCUUCAACGACCCAGUCCUGGUUCAGAAGAAAGAUGGCCUGGGUUUGUCCAUGCCUGCUCCCACCUUUUACAUCAGUGAUGUGGAGAACUAUGUUGGUCCCGACGUCGGCGUGGACGUCGUGGACGUCACCAAACAGACUGACAGCACGAUGAAGCUGAAAGAAUUUGUGGACUAUUACUACAGCACAAACAGAAAGAAGGUGUUGAACGUCAUCAACCUGGAGUUCUCAGACACAAGGAUGAACAGCAUCGUGGAGAGUCCUCAGAUUGUGCGGCAGUUGUCUUGGGUAGAAAAUUACUGGCCCGACGAUGCGCUGCUCGGGAAGCCAAAAGUCACCAAAUACUGUCUCAUCUGUGUCAAAGACAGCUACACGGACUUCCACAUCGAAUGUGGGGGUGCUUCAGUCUGGUACCACAUCCUGAAGGGAGAGAAGAUCUUCUUCCUCAUCAAGCCCACGUCUGCCAACCUCUCUCUGUAUGAGCGCUGGAGGUCAUCGUCCAAUCACAGCGAGAUGUUCUUCGCUGACCAGGUGGACAAGUGUUACAAAUGCACUCUGAAGCAAGGCCAGACUCUGUUCAUCCCAUCAGGUCAGAACUACAGUCAAAUGACACAAG
Molecule: messenger RNA, 1397 nt
Organism: Solea senegalensis (Senegalese sole)
Lineage: Eukaryota; Metazoa; Chordata; Actinopteri; Pleuronectiformes; Soleidae
Gene: phf2
Product: PHD finger protein 2
Exons: 7
Biological process (GO): protein demethylation; regulation of transcription by RNA polymerase II
Molecular function (GO): transcription coregulator activity; histone demethylase activity
Source: RefSeq, a predicted model, not a curated record